CCAACCAUCUCGAAAAUGACGAAGAAGUGUAAUUGAGAAGGUCCCUUUCGGUUGAUGAAAGCAGUAUUUGAACUUAACAUAUGGCUCUGCAAUGUGUCAUAAAACCCAAAAUGUGGUUGGGUCUCAAGCAGAUCCUCCUCUACGUAGGCCUGUUGCUCUGCGUUCUCCUUCAGGUCUGUAGGAGUAAGACCCAGUCGCAGAUGUUCUGCCCCUCUGUUUGCCACUGUGAUCUGCACGCCCAGCGCAAUCGCGCAAUAUGCAGCGCAAAGCGCUUGAUAAGCGCCAAUAUAGAAAUACCUACAACGGUUGAGCUGUUGGACCUGAGCUACAAUGAUAUAACCACUAUUGAUGAUGACUCCUUUAAAAUCACCAUACACCUGCUCAAUCUUACGUUGGCCCACAACGCCAUCCACACACUUUAUGGAGAUGCCUUUGUGGAGUUGACCAGACUACGCUAUUUGGAUCUUUCGUACAACCGGCUGGAGCAGAUCGAUGAGCAUAUCCUGGAAUCCAACAAUCAACUGACACACCUCAAUCUGGAGGGCAAUAAGUUGUCCACUCUGGGAAAAGGACCCAUUUUAAGGAGUCCAUCGCUUCGCUCUCUCAAUCUGCGCAACUCGCAGGUAAAUCAACUUGGAAGCCAGCUUCUGAGUGCGCUGCCUCAACUGCGCCAGCUGGAUUUGGCGCAGAAUCUGCUGGUAACCCUCAGUCCUGGUGACUUCCAUGCCCCCCGCUAUCUGGCCUCACUGAAUGUAGAGGAAAAUCCCUUCAAUUGCGAUCGGGCAUUGGCCAAAGUGGCCACUGGAUUGCGACAGCGUGGAGUGGACGUUUUCAUGAGCGACUGCACGGAGGAGGAGGUUCAGGAUCAGCAGCAGGAUGCGGAAGUUGUGAAUUUUCCCAACAAAAGCGAAAAGUUCGAAAGCAUGGAGAUCGUGGAGCCCAGCACCCGAGGACCCCAAUCCGUGCUGUCCGUCUGGCGGGAGCUGGACUCCAGUGAGGAGCAGGACAGCGAGCAGGAUGACGAGCAGAUGUCAUCGGUUAGCGAUGUGUGCCAGGGCAGUCCGGAGAAACUGUGCUUGAGAUACCGCAUUUGCCUGGAGCGUGUGAGCCAUGAACUCCUGGCUGGCGGAAACUCCCAAUUGGAAGAUGAAAUCCUACGCACGCACACCUACGAUGAGGAUGAUUUGAAGCUGGCCUUUGUGGUGGGCGGGGCCACGGGCGUUUGCAUGGUCAUCUUCAUCAUCACCUUUGCCCUGUGCCUCAAGAGUUGCUGUGAGAUGCGCAAAAAGAAGAGUAACCCGGGGAUGGCCACUGGGGAUUCAGUUCCUUUGGACCCCUCGCUGGAUAGCCUGCCCACCAUACACACCUGGUCACCACAGCGGACUCGCAACCCCAGGCGAUCCAAUCCCCAGCGUCCCCGUAGUACUCCAUCGCAUGCCAUAGUCCGACAACCCUACGGACCGCAGGACAACUUUGUGUCCCGGCUCUUUGGUCGUCCGGCCCGCAGUCAGUACUACCGGACAAUCAAUCAGAACACAGCCACCCUCAUAAGGCGCCUCAGUCGGAGUAACCUCUUCACCAGUCGCGACCGGGAGCCGAGUUCCCCCGCUGAACCGCCCACUUCUACGGCCAGAUUCUACACGGAUGUUGUGGAAAGUGGGGCGGUAAGACCGGAGACACCGCCUCCUAACUACGGCGACGUGGUGGUCAUCGAGAAUUGUGAUAACAAGUGAAGGGAGUGGCUUGUUAAUAUAGCCAAUCAUUCGUAUUAGUAAAAGUAUUCUAAGUUAUCGCUCUUCUCGACCUCAAUCAUUUACUAUACAAAUCUAUAUGAGACUAUUACAAUAAUAAUGUCAAAAUAUUAAACUUCAUAUC
Molecule: messenger RNA, 1875 nt
Organism: Drosophila teissieri
Lineage: Eukaryota; Metazoa; Arthropoda; Insecta; Diptera; Drosophilidae
Product: matrix-remodeling-associated protein 5
Exons: 4
Coding region: 81-1733 (550 amino acids)
Molecular function (GO): protein binding
Source: RefSeq, a predicted model, not a curated record